GACGCUGGAAACAGCAGCGGCACGAGAAGCGGAAAGGUGAUAAUGAGAAUACGGGUAAUGUAAUUGCUCAAUACUGAGAGAGAGAGAGCGAGGGAAAAAAAUAAAGUCAAAAUUGUAGAAUAGAAGGGAGAGAGAGAGACAGAGGAAUGGAACGGUUCGAAGCUCGUUUGAAUACCGAUUAAAAUAUGUAGUGCUUAGAACGAGGAGCUGAUCCUCCGUCAGAUAUGUCUUUCGAAAAUUUGUUGACAACACCCUACGACGAAUCGAAUAAUAACAACGACUUCAAUUGGCCGACCGAAAUUCCCGCUUCCGCUGCAGAUUCGGCCAAUUCAACGAACACCUCUGGAUACGCUCACAUCUACUUAAGCACCGUCCAAGCAGCUACCACCAGCACUCCAAAUUCUUCCGAAAAGAUCAACCAGUACUAUUUCUACAGGAGGGAGCAGUUCACCGUUCUUUGGAUUCUAUUUACCGUCAUAGUUGCCGGGAAUCUUGGAGUGCUGGGUUGGCUUCUACGAGGCAAACGGCGAAAGUCGAAGAUGGACUUCUUCAUCAAGCAGCUCGCCUUUGCAGAUCUACUUGUCGGUCUGAUUUCCGUACUCACGGACAUCGUAUGGCGAACAACAGUUGCUUGGUACGCCGGAAACGUGGCCUGCAAAUUAAUCAGGUUUAUGCAAGCUGUGGUCACCUACAGCUCGACCUACGUUCUGGUCGCUCUUUCGAUCGACCGAUACGACGCCAUUACUCGACCGAUGAACUUCUCCGGAAGUUGGACCAGAGCUCGAGCCCUGAUCGCCGUCGCUUGGAGCCUUUCGAUCUUCUUCAGCGUGCCGAUAAUAUUUCUAUACGAGAGCAAAACUAUACAGAAAAUGGAGCAGUGCUGGAUCGAGCUCUCCUCCCCGACGAAUUGGAAGAUCUAUAUGAGCCUGGUCAGUUUCACCUUGUUCGUCGCGCCCACGGUGAUAAUAGGAGGGUGUUACCUGGUCAUUGUGGUCACCAUAUGGUCGCAGGGUGGAGCCCUGAGGCCAGGGCCGGCUCGAGAUACGAGGAGGGCGUCAUCCCGGGGGCUGAUUCCAAGGGCGAAGAUAAAGACCAUCAAAAUGACGUUGGUCAUUGUUUUCGUCUUCGUAAUCUGCUGGAGUCCCUACAUCAUUUUUGAUCUUCUGCAAGUCUACGGGCAUAUCCCUAAGACCCAGACCAACAUCGCUGUUGCCACGUUUAUCCAGAGUCUUGCGCCCCUCAAUUCAGCCGCAAAUCCAAUUAUAUAUUGUCUCUUCAGCACAUCCCUCUGCAAGAGCAUACGUAAUUCGCAGGCAAUUUCAUGGAUCUCUGGAUGGUGUCCUGCGAAUCCGCAUCAGUGCUUCGGCUCGGGUUCGAGUCACAACAGCACACGUACAACGGUUACCACGUCUUUGACGGCUCAUUCGUCGAAGAAGAAACGCGUAAUGGUCUCCAUCGUGUAAUUCUGCAGCUGCAUCGGACAAGAGAUGGCGCCGGAAAUUGACUGCAGCCUCGCGGCAUCGGCGAGAGAUCCACUAACAGGAAAUGCGAUAGCAGAAACCCCGGGGCUAGUCAUGAAACCGAAAGAACCGCCGAGAAUCGGAAAGAGGAAAUAUCUCCUUCCUGCAGUUUCACGCCAUCCCCUCGAGCUCAGUGUCUUAUUACUUAUUCCGACGUGUGAUGUAUCCGUAUAGGCACAUGCACACCAACUUGCUUUCGUUUCCCUGACGUAUUCAGAUGGUUGCUUAUGAAUUAUGCAUGUUCGACU
Molecule: messenger RNA, 1768 nt
Organism: Diprion similis
Lineage: Eukaryota; Metazoa; Arthropoda; Insecta; Hymenoptera; Diprionidae
Gene: CCAP-R
Product: cardioacceleratory peptide receptor
Exons: 7
Coding region: 225-1463 (412 amino acids)
Biological process (GO): G protein-coupled receptor signaling pathway
Cellular component (GO): membrane
Molecular function (GO): vasopressin receptor activity
Source: RefSeq, a predicted model, not a curated record